AACAUUCACGAUCCAUUACUAAUCAACAUCAUACAAAACGCCGUCCCAAAAAAUAAAACCCAACGGCGUAAUUUUUACUUAUAAAGCAAUAAACCCUCUAACAAAUGCUUGCACUCCGCCCCCGGCUACUUCCCACCGCCAUGAUCGGCGCCACCGCUGCUCUCUCCUCACCAUCAUUUAUUGCCCUUAGAAACCCUACUCUAUCAACACCCCACUAUCCGCAACUUUCCGGUGAGAUGUUUCUCGGGAAGCGCCUUUCUCUCUCUACUCGCUUCCCCAAUGCUUCCAUUCGCUGCUUCGCGGCUGCUGCAGCUAACGAAAAGGUUCGAGUUCAGAACCCCGUCGUCGAAAUGGACGGUGAUGAGAUGACCCGGGUCAUAUGGAAAAUGAUUAAAGACAAGUUGAUAUUUCCGCAUGUUGAAUUGGAUAUAAAGUAUUUCGACUUAGGGAUAUUGAACCGGGAUGCAACUGAUGACAAAGUUACUGUGGAGAGUGCAGAGGCUGCCCUUAAGUAUAAUGUUGCCAUAAAAUGUGCUACAAUUACUCCAGAUGAGAGCAGAGUGAAGGAAUUUGGACUAAAAGCUAUGUGGAGAAGUCCCAACGGCACAAUCAGAAACAUAUUAAAUGGAACUGUUUUCCGCGAGCCUAUCCUUUGUCGAAAUAUUCCCAGAAUUGUUCCUGGCUGGAAGAAACCCAUUUGUAUCGGCAGACAUGCCUUUGGUGAUCAGUAUCGUGCCACUGAUACAGUAAUACAGGGAUCUGGAAAACUUAAGCUCAUUUUUGAGCCAGAAGAUGGGAAUAGACCCUUAGAACUGGAAGUCUAUGAUUUUAAAGGACCAGGCAUUGCCCUUGCUAUGUAUAAUGUUGAUCAGUCUAUCCGAGCAUUUGCGGAAUCAUCAAUGGCAAUGGCAUUUGGGAAGAAGUGGCCUCUCUAUUUGAGUACAAAAAAUACCAUUCUUAAGAAGUAUGACGGCAGGUUCAAGGACAUAUUUCAGGAGGUAUAUGAAGAAAGAUGGAAGGAAAAAUUUGAAGAACAUUCUAUAUGGUAUGAGCAUCGCUUGAUUGAUGACAUGGUGGCCUAUGCGCUCAAGAGUGAAGGUGGAUAUGUUUGGGCAUGUAAGAACUAUGAUGGAGACGUCCAGAGUGAUUUACUUGCUCAAGGAUUUGGUUCUCUUGGGCUCAUGACUUCUGUUCUGUUGUCGGGUGAUGGAAAAACGUUAGAAGCUGAGGCAGCUCAUGGGACUGUAACCCGUCAUUUUAGGCUACAUCAAAAGGGACAAGAAACCAGCACCAACAGUAUUGCUUCCAUAUUCGCAUGGACACGAGGAUUAGAACAUCGAGCCAAGCUUGAUGAAAAUCAAAAGCUGCUAGAUUUUGCUCAAAAGCUAGAAGCAGCAUGCAUUGAGACAGUGGAGUCAGGAAAGAUGACGAAAGAUCUUGCUAUUCUGAUUCAUGGACCAAAGGUGCUGAGGGAGUUCUACUUGAGCACUGAAGAAUUCAUUGAUGCUGUUGCUCAAAAUCUUGCGACAAAACUUCACUCUCCAGCACAUAAUUAAAGUUCGAAUCUGAAUUUUGAAGCGGAUAGUAAUAUUGGAACUAUAGAGGGAGAGAAGCUGAAGUUGUUCAUCGUACAGCACCCACUCUCUUCCAAACAGAGAGAUCCUACUGUCGUGAGAACCUUCCAGACCAAAAGUACCAUUUAUCUGUGAUGAGAUAUUGAAUGGGUUAUCAAUGUCAAGGAUAACAAUUACGCGCAAGUUGUAUUCUGACUUUGAUGGAUCUUGCCACAUUUCUCCAUUCUGAGUUAGGACGAGAUCGUACAUUGAGGAAGUUGAUAGGAUAAUAGCCCGCCAUUCACUCAUGAUGUGAUGAAUUGAUACUUCUUGUGUUUGGAGUUGCCCGAAUAAGAGACUCUGGGAAAGGCAGCUGUCCUUUUCUAUUUCUAUUUUGAUGAAUUUUAGAUUCCAUUACCUUUUCAUUGUCUUUUCUCUAAUUCCCCACGAAUAUGAUGAUGUAUGAAUAUUUACUUUAUAAUAUAUUGCCACAUGUCUCGCGA
Messenger RNA from Sesamum indicum (sesame), 2056 nucleotides. Its product is annotated as Isocitrate/isopropylmalate dehydrogenase family protein. Gene Ontology annotation, cellular component: mitochondrion. Lineage: Eukaryota; Viridiplantae; Streptophyta; Magnoliopsida; Lamiales; Pedaliaceae. Gene Ontology annotation, molecular function: isocitrate dehydrogenase (NADP+) activity; NAD binding; magnesium ion binding. The record is from RefSeq and is a predicted model, not a curated record. Gene Ontology annotation, biological process: NADP+ metabolic process; isocitrate metabolic process.